GUUUUGCAGAUCGUAAUAAUAUGUUAUGUUAUGGUGGGAAGUGUUUUGCUAUAUCUAAUCUUUGUUUAAUAACCUUCAAGCACUUUGAUUUCAUUCGCCAUGGUGUAAAAUGUGUGUGAAGUAAGAAUACAAAUUUAUGAAAACAAUACGCUCAAGUUUGCCUCCAGUUUAUGUAAAGAAAGAACUGCUGAUAAAUGAUGGGUGGAAGCGUACUCUGGUUCCGCCAUGGCUUGCGGCUGCAUGACAACCCGGCCUUGCACGCCGCUCUGGAGGAUCAUACUGUACCGUUCUACCCCAUAUUCAUCUUCGAUGGGGAGACGGCAGGAACAAAACUGGUGGGCUACAACCGCAUGCGAUACUUGCUGGAAGCCCUGGAUGACCUGGACCAGCAGUUCAAGCGGCAUGGCGGGCGGCUGAUCAUGCUCAAAGGGCAGCCCAAUGUGGUGUUCCGGAGGCUCUGGGAGGAGUUUGGCAUCCGCAAGCUCUGCUUCGAACAAGACUGCGAGCCGGUAUGGCGCGCCCGUGACAACAGCGUCAAGCAGGCCUGUCGCGAAAUCGGCGUGACCUGUCACGAACACGUGUCGCACACGCUCUGGGAGCCCGAUACCGUCAUCAAGGCCAAUGGGGGGAUACCACCACUCACCUAUCAGAUGUUCUUGCACACUGUGGCAACGAUUGGCGACCCGCCACGGCCGGUCGGUGAUUUAGACCUGAGCGGUGUUAAGUUCGGCACGCUACCGGAGUGCUUUUACAGCGAGUUCACGGUCUUCGAUAAGACUCCUAAGCCGGAAGACUUCGGGGUCCACCUGGAAAACGAGGAUAUCCGGAUGAUCCGCUGGGUCGGAGGGGAAACCACGGCUCUUAAGCAGAUGAAACAUCGCUUAAGCGUGGAGUACGAGACAUUUUGCAGGGGCUCGUAUCUGCCGACCCACGGCAGCCCUGACUUGCUCGGGCCGCCCAUCUCCCUGAGCCCGGCGCUACGAUUCGGCUGCUUAUCUGUCCGUAGUUUCUACUGGGCCGUCCAAGACCUGUACCGCCAAGUGCACCAAGGCCGACUUCCGCCCAACCAGUUCAUAACAGGGCAACUCAUCUGGCGAGAGUACUUCUACACGAUGAGUGUAAACAACCCGCAAUAUGGGCAGAUGACAGGCAACCCUAUCUGCUUGGACAUCCCGUGGAAGGAGCCCAGCGGUGAUGAACUCAAGAGCUGGAUGGAUGGCCGAACCGGUUUCCCGUUCAUCGACGCGGCCAUGCGCCAACUCCGCAUCGAGGGCUGGCUCCACCACGCCGUGCGAAACACCGUGGCCUCAUUCCUUACCCGGGGAACUCUCUGGCUAUCCUGGGAACACGGGCUGAACCACUUCCUCAAGUAUCUGCUGGACGCUGAUUGGUCCGUCUGCGCCGGUAACUGGAUGUGGGUCUCCUCCAGCGCUUUCGAGGCGUUACUGGACUCUGGGGAAUGUGCGUGCCCCGUGCGUCUAGGACAGCGACUGGACCCGAGCGGCGAAUAUGUGCGCCGCUACGUGCCCGAGCUCACCAACAUGCCGCCGCUCUACAUCUACGAGCCGUGGAAGGCGCCGAUCGAGGUGCAGGAGCGCGCCAGGUGCAUCAUCGGGCAGCACUACCCGGCGCCCAUCGUCAACCACCUGGCCGCCGCGCAGCGCAACCGGAACGCCAUGCAGGAGCUUCGUCAAAUGCUUCAAAAGGCGCCGCCGCACUGCUGCCCGUCUUCCGAGGAGGAAAUCCGCCAGUUCAUGUGGCUGCCCGACGACGCGAUCGCUCAGGUCACCACGGCUUAACUACCCAAGGAAUAAAGUCCUAAAUCGCGUGGCAACUAGGAGGAUAUUAGUUAGACAACCAACGUACCAAGAAAUAUGGAUUUGUUUCGUCUAAUGGUCUUUUGGGAAACUGAAAGCUGCUGUAUCUGGAAAUAGGUAUCAUGGCGUACCUGCCACGGAUUUGUCACGGCUAUGUCAACUGGUUUGUAUAGGCCUCAUCCACAGACCAGAGCAAUAGCGGUACAAAAUUGUAUGGGUGCGCAACCGCUUAUUUCAGUUGCGCCUAAAACUAUGACCAGUAUACUUGUGUUAAUUAAAAAUAUUUACAUAAAAUAAGCUUUAGGAGUGUACCUCGGCUGUAAUAGUAUAAAAUGGUGAAAAAUACAACUUAGUUGUAUUGCUGGAAUCGUAGUAUUGUAAAAGUAAAAUUGCACCUGUGUGCAUUGCGACCUCAUGCUAAUGGGGUUGGCCGGUCGAAGUAUUUAGCAGAUGGCCGCAGCAUAGCUUGCCAUGUCAAACCAUAGAAGUGUCAAAUUUUUUUUUUAAUGGAAUUGUACGUCCUGGAUGCCAGCCCUUUAAGCCAAAUCUAAUAGAAAAAGGAGCAAGAAUCUAUAGUUCGUUUUUUUUUAGCAUUAGAAAGAACUUGAAAGAAGGUAAGCGAUCUUGGCAUGUCAUUUAAUUGAAAAACGCUUUUUAAAAAUCAAUAAGUAUUACUUAUGAAAGCAGAAGAAUAUAUAUGAUCGUAUUAGAUUCAUAAUUGUUACAUAUUUGCCGUAACUUAUUUUUAAAAUGUGUUUUUCAAUUAAAAGACACAUCAAGAUUGUUUACCUAAUUUCUAAUGCUAAAAAAAACAAAGUAUAGGCAAACCUUUGACAGUUGCCAACCUGAUAGUAAACGCAUCAUAAUGCGGUAUCUGUGUAGUCUGUGGCCUCAUUGCUUGAGAUGUGAGGUAUUUGAUUGGCUAUGCUAGGGGGCUAUUCAUAAAUUACGUCAUUUCAAAUUAGGGGGGGGGGGGGUCUGGACAUCGGAUGACGGUAGCAUGAAGUGGGAGGAAAUGGGGUCAUUUGAAGCAUGAUUUUUGAAUGAUUAUAGGGGGGGGGGGGUCUAAAAUCGUCAAAAAUCGAUGACGUAAUUUAUGGACAGCCCCUAGGCUAGAACAUAAGUAUGGGACUUGGCUUGAAGCGUCCGUUCCGUGGCUCUUGGGUGGGGCGAUUACAUGAAACACCAGAUGGCUUAGCUUAGUCCAAAAUAUUAUGACAUUAUGAUCUUGGUAUCAAAUGAAUAUUAUAAUUUAUAAUAAAUUAUUGUAAUCAAGCAAACUGAUGCUGCAUUGAAUGAUUUUCAGAUAACAAAUACUGCUUUUAAGAUGUAUUUUCAAAUGUUUCAUAUUAGAACGAGUAAUAAAUUUAAAAUUAAUUUGCCCGCAAAGAAACUAGCCUACCUAAACCUAUUUUUAAUAGGUGCAUUUAAAUUUGACAGAGCUGUGCCAAUAACGUUACUUAUUACGAGUACUGUCAUUUAGUAGGUAUACAUAUAUAUAUGGGAUUUGUAAGUUUUUUUAUGGAUAGGAUCCUGAUUUAGUCGGCAAAACUGGCUGCGAUAUUUGUGCGAUUUUUGUGUCGCAUUUUUUUUACUUAGUAAUUGAUUCAGUGUUUAUCAGAUCUAUACGUAUAUUUUGAUGUUUAGCAUUUGUGUCGUUGUUUCUAUGUUUAGCUAUAGUAGGUAUAAAUAGUAUUCUCGCUCGAAUUUAACGAAUUCACUGCCACCCUCUUUUCCUGGACAUUCAUCAGGUGCCGCACUUUGCUGUCACUAUAUAUUAUGAACGCGUCUGUGCGUCAAAGGCACGGGAGAAAGUCACGGUGACGCAUAUUAUGCGUCGGUGGCAGUGAAUGCGUUAAUUACUGUACUCGUGCGACUUCACUGUAUACCACUCACAUAGUCUUUAUUAAAUUUUUUGAUGGGCCGUUUGGUUAGGUAAGCGAAAGUACAUAUAUGUCUAAAUCGAUGAAUCUAGUAUAUAACUGGAUCUGGCAUGAGGGGUGGGGGAAAUGACCGAACGGGAUAGUCUUAUGUAUCUUUCAGUAGGAGUAGCAGUGAAAGAGCUAUUAUUGUUUGUCCUUGUGAGUCUCACAUUUUAUAUGUUCCCCAUCGUAAAUCUAGUAUGGAUUAUGGUGGGCAACAAAUAAAUUCGACCAAUCAUAGUGUCGCAUUGCGUGUUUUGUCCCUCACGGAGGGACGCGUAACAUACCACUUCUAUAGGAUCCUACCUUCUAUGUCUAAUUCAUAAUUUUAAAAGUUGUAGGACUUAACAUCUCUCAGAAUUGGGUUUUAGGUAUAAUUUCCAACUGAACUGGGUUCAGUCAUUCCGUUUAGGGAUCAAUCGGUAAAAGGGUUUAAAAUGUAAUCGGUACAUGUUAGGAACAAUAAAUAACUUAGUUGUAUGAAAAA
Cydia fagiglandana is the source of this 4226-nucleotide messenger RNA. RefSeq names its product cryptochrome-1 (gene cry). Gene Ontology annotation, molecular function: FAD binding; DNA binding. Bases 195 to 1799 code for a protein of 534 amino acids. The record is from RefSeq and is a predicted model, not a curated record. The transcript has 13 exons. NCBI's taxonomy places the organism in Eukaryota, Metazoa, Arthropoda, Insecta, Lepidoptera, Tortricidae. Gene Ontology annotation, cellular component: nucleus; cytoplasm. Gene Ontology annotation, biological process: entrainment of circadian clock by photoperiod; circadian regulation of gene expression.